AAAGGAAACGCCGCAGCUUUGAGCUUCAUACAUAUUUGCCUCAACUUCAAGUGGACGUUUGAAACUUUGGAAGAUGUUUUCACUCGGGGAGACAAUGGAGUUCCUCAUAGGAAACCCCUUUUCAACGCCCGUCGGUCAGAGAAUCGAGCGAGCGACCAGUGGCUCUGUGCAGUCAGAGGAUUGGGGACUCAACAUGGAGAUAUGUGAUAUCAUCAACGAGACAGAUGAAGGGCCCAGAGAUGCAGUCAAAGCUAUAAAGAAGAGAAUCGUUGGGAACAAGAACUUCAGAGAGAUCAUGUUGUCUCUUACUGUUCUCGAGGCCUGUGUGAAGAACUGCGGUCAUCGCUUCCACGUUCUGGUUACGUCUCAGGACUUUGUUGAAGGAGUUUUGGUCCGUUCCAUCUUGCCCAAAUACAACCCCCCCACUGCCCUUCAUGACAGGGUGCUCAGCCUCAUACAGUCGUGGGCCGAUGCGUUUCGUAGCUCCCCCUCCCUUUCUGGGGUGGUGUACGUAUACGACGACCUGAGGAGACGAGGUCUGGAGUUCCCCAUGACAGAUCUGGAUGCUCUGUCCCCUAUCCACACUCCUAACAGAAGUAUCCCUGAAAACGGGACUGAGACGACCCCUGUCACCACUCCUCCACAUCAGCCACAAACUCAAACUGCUUCCAGUGUUCCCACUCAGAAUGCUUCACCUCAAGUCCAACCUAGUGAAGGACCAGCCUCACUAUCUGCAGAACAGGAACAGAAGUUGCGGAGUGAGCUGGCACUUGUGAAAGGAAAUCUCACUGUGAUGUCUGAAAUGCUGAAUGAGUUGAAACCUGGACAGACUCAGCUGGGCGAUACAGAACUUCUACAGCAGCUGUACUCUGUGUGUAAGAGCAUGCAGGCUCGAGUGGUGGAGCUCAUCCCUCAGUUGCUGGAUGAAGGAUUUAUUGAAGAGCUGCUCAUGAUCAACGAUGACCUCAACAACGCUUUCAUCCGCUAUGAGAGGUUUGACAGACUUAACAACGCACAGAUUACAAAUACGCCACAGCAGAGCUCUGUCAGCAGCCCGAGCCUCAUCGACUUCAGCCCCGAAACUUCCACUCUCAGCCAACCUGCCGUCAUCACAACAAACAGCCAACUAGCAGCCAGCACUUCAGCCAAUCAGAAGCCAUCAGUUAACCACAAAGAGGAAGAGGAGUUUGACAUGUUUGCCCAAACCAGAGGCAGCUCCCUGGCUGAGCAGAGGAAGAGUGUCAGGUAUGAGGACCCAGGAGCUGUGGAGGGCCUCGCUGGAGCCCUGGACUCAAGGUUGCAGGUCACAGGAGGGAUGCCACCAGUGAAAAACCCUGUGCAGAAUGAUAUUGACAGAUGGCUGUCUAGUGAUAUGCAAGACCAGUCUGCAGUCAGUGAGGGAGUGUCCAGUGAAGAGUUUGAUAAGUUUUUGGAGGACCGGGCGAUAGCGGCAGACCCCAACGGCCAGACGAUUCGCAAUGUGCCGCAAUCCACCUCCAGACCACCGCCACAAUCUUCUACCCAGCAACAGAACAGAUCACAUGACCAGCUUUUUUCACUCUGAGUUUGGGGACAGAGGAAGAGGAGCAGGUAGAUGUAAAGGUCAACAUGCACAUUCCACAUAUCACACUGAAAUAUACCUACAAUCAAACACACACUGUGCCAAGUCAGGUUGUUUCUGAAAGUACACACACACACACACACACACACACACACACACACACACACACUCACAUACAAUAAAACCUGGCACUACAGAACUGAUGUGUAAUCAAUGCAUUGCAAAAAUGACAGUAUAUCUUUGUUUGUUGGGUUCAUGUGGGUAUAAAUAAAAUGAUGUGAUUGUAUUUAUGGAAUGUAUUAUAAUAUAUGAUAAUGUCCAUGUAAACCAAACAUAGAUGUGUGUUUACAGUUGAGCAUAACGUUGAAAAUAUUUGAUAUCACACCAAAAUGUGCCUUUGACCCAGACAGCUGAUUUUGUGCAGAAAAGAAUAAAUG
Molecule: messenger RNA, 1998 nt
Organism: Scomber japonicus (chub mackerel)
Lineage: Eukaryota; Metazoa; Chordata; Actinopteri; Scombriformes; Scombridae
Product: target of Myb1 membrane trafficking protein-like
Exons: 15
Coding region: 74-1564 (496 amino acids)
Biological process (GO): signal transduction
Cellular component (GO): membrane; endosome
Molecular function (GO): ubiquitin binding; clathrin binding; phosphatidylinositol binding
Source: RefSeq, a predicted model, not a curated record